CAAAGAUGAAAGACAGGAAGGCUUUUGAGAAGAGAUAUGUACUAUUUCUGGCAUGCUACCUCUUGGCAUGCGCAACUCUGACUAUUAUUGCUCCUAUCAUGCCAUAUCAGAUGAAGGAGAAGGGAGUACCCACUGCACUUAAUUCUAUAGUCUUUUGAAUCUUCUCAUUCGCAGGCUUUCUUGGUUCUAUUUACGGAGGAAAAUAUCUGGCAGCUAAAGGAGCAAAAUUCUUUGUCUAUUCAGGCCUUCUAGGACUGGGUCUUUCUCAUCUUAUAUAUGCUUAUCUGUCCUUUAUUGAUGACAAAUACAUAUUCACAGUGGUUAUUAUCCUUAACAGAUGCCUUGAAGGGUGGUCCUUUGGUUUAAUACAAUGAAUAGAUAAUAAUUUGAAAAUAAGAAGAACAAGAUGAGUCAGAAGCUUGAAAUCCCUAUAAGGUGUGAGCGAGAUUUGACUCAGUAUAGCUUCAAGUUCCUUUACUGGUCCUCUCUCUUUCAAGCUUCAUAACUUGUUAACAUUUAUUCUCAAUAACACGCCCUUACUUCUUAUCUACUUAUAUGGAAGAGCAUCUUCUGGGUAAGCCCUGCUACACCUCUUCCUUCUAGCAUUGGGAAAGUGGUUGGGUUUUUUAUCAUUAUCAAAGUUCUGAAUAACCUAUGUCAAAUAUCAUUAGGAAGCAUCCGUCUUUAUGACUUACCCUAUCUGCAAUUUUCAAUAAUUUUUUAAA
Moneuplotes crassus is the source of this 725-nucleotide messenger RNA. Lineage: Eukaryota; Ciliophora; Spirotrichea; Euplotida; Euplotidae. The record is from the annotation of a GenBank genome assembly.